AUGAUCUUACAACUCCUCGCUGUCCUCGGCAGCCUCGGAGGGGGAGAACAUGCACAGCGUUGCUUCGUGUCGGUGUAUGAGUCCGGGAGCACGGACUCCACGCCCGUGCUGCUGGAUUACCUGCGGCGGGUUUUAGACAUUCUGGGGGUACCCAACCGCAUUGUGACCGGAGGGGAUAUCAACCGGGAGCAGCAGCUGCAGAAGCUGCGGCAGCAGCAGCAGCAGCAGCGGCGGAGACGGCGGCGGACCGAGGGCCGUCGGUGGCUGCGCUGGGGCGACCCACAGGCGGCGAACCUAGGCGGCGAAGACCGCAUCCGCUUCCUGGCGGCAGUCCGCAACGCGGUCAUGGAGCCUCUCGUGGACCCGCCGCCGCCACGUCACGGUCGUGGUACGGAAAUGCCCUGUGCCGCCGCUGCCGCAGCAGCCGGGGAACACGUUACGGACUGUACCAUUAGUACAGCCAGCGGCAGUAGCCCGCUGAAAAUGGAUCGGGUCAUAUUCAUCAACGACGUGUUUUUCUGUGCCAUGGAUGUACGGCGGCUAUUGCGGUACGACAGCACUGACAUGGCGUGUGGGAUGGACUUUGUGCCUGCCGCUCUGUGGCUGCUAACCAAGCCGGAACGCGAACGGCUCAUGGCGGACCACCUCAGUGGUGGCCUGGGUGUGCCGCGACGCUGGGCAGAGGGUCUCAGUCACUCCUGGCUGCCGUUCAAAAUCUGGAAAAAGAUGUACGGCAAAUCGCGGGCGUUCUGGCCCUGGUCAUUCCCCGUGUUUUACGACAUGUGGGUUUCACGUGACGCGUCCGGCAACCGGAUCCGAAACCGCGAGCCGUACUCUUUGGAGCCCUGGACCGCUGACCGUUUGGCGCAGGGCGUCCCGACCCCUGCGUAUUGUUGCUGGAACGGACUCGUGAACCUGCGUGCGGAGCCCUUUUUGCGGGGGAGAACGACGGCGCUGACGGCGGCGGCGACGACGACACGGCGGCGGCGGUCGACAGCGGCGCCCGCCGCCGCUGACGAUAAUGACGUUGAGGGUACGAUGUGGAACGGUGGCGGCGAUGAUGACGGCAGUGAGAACUACUACUACCCGGACGAUCGCGGGGAGGCGGCUGAGGAGAGCGCGGCGGCGGCGGCGGCGGCUUCGGAGACGCUGCCGCUCCGUUUUCGCAGCCACCGCCCUGGCGAGUGCGCCGCGUCGGAGUGUAGCCUGCUGUGCGACGACCUCCACGCCGCUGGCUACCACCGCGUGCUUUUGGAGCCCAAUGUACGGGUAGCGUACGACUGGUCCAUUGCGCUGACGCUGUAUGGUAAUUUCGACCUGACGGCGCCGGAGAACGCGCCGGGGCUCCGUUACCGUCCUAUGGCCGCCGGCGACGCUCGGCAGGUGGAGGUGAGCUGGGGGGACGACUGGGUCCCCCGGGUUGCGGCGGGGGCGCGGUCUGUGGAGUGCUGUGGGAUUCAGGCGGGACGUCAGACGGCGAAUUUCGACAAGGGUUGUAGCCCGCGGGACAUGACCCGGAACUGGUGA
Volvox carteri f. nagariensis is the source of this 1527-nucleotide messenger RNA. RefSeq lists its product as uncharacterized. The transcript is spliced from 2 exons. The record is from RefSeq and is a predicted model, not a curated record. The coding region runs from base 1 to 1527 and encodes 508 amino acids. NCBI's taxonomy places the organism in Eukaryota, Viridiplantae, Chlorophyta, Chlorophyceae, Chlamydomonadales, Volvocaceae.